Ilex paraguariensis (yerba mate) is the source of this 966-nucleotide messenger RNA. The record is from the annotation of a GenBank genome assembly. NCBI's taxonomy places the organism in Eukaryota, Viridiplantae, Streptophyta, Magnoliopsida, Aquifoliales, Aquifoliaceae.
AUGGCGGGAUCUGUAGUAGCAGUAGAGAACGACAACUCAGAGAAGUCGGUGACCGCCAUUACCGACCAGUUCGAGGUCCAAUACUCUCGCUUCUUCAGCUAUCCUAGCUUCCCCUCAGCUCAUCCCUCUCUCAUCUCCAUCUCCUCCAAUCAUCGAAAACGUUUCCAAGGCCAUUGGAUCUCCACCUCAUCCUCCUCCACCGCCUCUCUCAGACUGCUCUCCGCUCACUCCAAAUCUGGUUCCGUACUUAUCGUCACUUUCCGUCACAAAAUCCUCGAAGAGCACUACAUUUUGAAGCUUCAUUUCACCUGGCCUCAGGUAUCAUGCAUAUCUGGAUUUCCUGCCAGGGGAAGCAGAGUUGUUUUUGUGAGCUACAAAGACAGUCUAGGCCAGAUUCAGAAGUUUGCCUUGCGGUUUUCAUCAAUAUAUGAGACAGAAAAGUUCACAAAUGCUUUGAAGGAGAUCUUGGAGGAUGUGAGGCUUACUGGGCUUCCAAGUGGUAACUUUGGAUCUGAAAUAUCAUCUCAAUCUGCGUUUGGCCCUUCUAAUGGGCUCCCAUAUAGGCCUAGGGAGGAUUGGAGUUCUAUGGCAUCUGCUGACUCUUGUACCUAUCAAAUGCCAAUAAGCUUGGAGUAUGAAGUUGCCCAAAAUUCAAGUACUCAGGAAACCGCACAUAACCUUGAUACUACUCGUGACGCUGAGGGCAUCCUUUCGUCCUUCCCCCCGAGUUUCACAUCAUUACUCAUGAACUGUUGCCCUGCAGUGGAACAAGAUGCCGCACAACCAUCUGUCUCUGAGGAAGUUGAUCUCAAAGUCCAACUAGCGAGAUGCUUGGAGGAUUCUUCAUUCCAAGAUAUCCUGAGUAAAGUAGAGAAAGUCAUCACUGAAAUGGGAGGUGAUCUGAUGCUGUAAUCAUAUGUAAUUUUGUAGUUGAUGAGCUUGCCUUCAGCACGCCUUGCCUCGUUC